GAUCAAGCUUAUUCCCGGUAUCCGAUCACCACAUUUGGCUAGGGUACCCCUUUUAUUUAGAUAUGGUGGCAGGGCUGGACAGGGGUUGGGUUGCCGUCGGAACCGCAAACUCUUUGAUGGUUUGCAGACGCGGCGGCACGCAAUGAUACCAUUCCCAUCCCGGACGUAUCAGCGCUGCUAUCUUUCAUAUCUUCAUAGGAUUUCCUGCGUUCACCUGUUUUACUAAUAUCGGGUCAGAAAUUGGGUAGCACGGUGAGACGGUGACACAAAACGAUGAACAAACAAAACCUAUUAAAAUGAGCGACUCCCUCUCGUCGCCCCCGAAGUGAUGAUUUUCUAACAAUUGUUCCGCCUCUUGACGUCAGCAGGGCGAGUCCUUCAUGGCGCGCUUGCGUCGCCUUCGCUGGCCGAUUCUAGCCAUCGUCUUUAUCGUGACUGCCUUAUCGUUCUUCGGCAGCGUGAGGCGGCCCUUCGAGAUUCCUAUCGAGCAGUCGUUCGGGGAGCCCGUCGAGGAGUCGCUUCGAGAACCCGUCGAGCUGCCAACCCACCCGAUACCCUCGCCGCCCGAUGACGAAUCUUGGACGUUUGAUGUAAAAAGGGAUAGCCUUAAUUAUGGGCUUUCCGACAGCCAAUGCGAGAAUGCAUUCCCUGAUCUAUACCAAGAACUCGACCGCGCCCGAGAUUUCCUUCUAGAGCAAAAUAAACGAGUCAAGGAGUCGGACGUCCAGGUUGACGCAAAGAAAGAUUAUACCGGUCUCUCGCACGGCGAAUUCCACGUUAUGAUUUCAAAUGGCGAAUUAUACGUAAUUAAGGAGAAGAAAGGCGAACCAGAUCGCUCCCGCGGUCUCGCAGCUCUCGCGAACAUGUAUCGCGCUAUAACCGCUAUCCCCGACCCUCGGUCACUUCCGAACGUCGAAUUCAUCCUCGAUAUCGAAGACAGAGCAGCCAGAGGGGAAAAGAAUGAGGAGCGUAUCAGAUGGACUUGGGCGCGCGAAGAGGAUAAUCAGUGGUUAUGGGUCAUGCCCGACUUCGACGGAUGGAGCUAUCCCGACGACGGUAUAGGGUCUUACGUGCAGUUCCGCGAGGAUGCGACGGAGCUGGAGGCCCAAUAUCCCAACGGCUGGGAUGAUAAAGAGGAUAAAUUGUGCUGGCGCGGGAGUCUGGCCGUGAAUCGCAAGCUGCGAACCGCUUUAGUAGAGGCUUCGAAAGGUUACGAUUGGAACGAUGUCGAGGCCAUCGAUUGGCAUAACCGCUCGAAUAUCAUGGCUAUGAAAGACUUUUGUCGUUUCAAAUACGUUGCCCAUACCGAAGGUAAUUCGUGGAGUGGACGACUGCGAUAUCUACAGAAUUGUGAAAGCGUCCCGAUUAUUCACAAACUAAAUUACAUCUUCCACUACCAGCCCCUUUUGAAAGACAGCGGACCUCACCAGAAUUACGUCAAAGUGAAGCGUGAUUGGUCGGACUUGAAAGCGCAGAUGGAUGGGCUCGUGGCAGAUCCCGAUCGAGCGCGGCGAAUCGCAAAAGAGUCUGCGCAAGUAUUCCGGGAUCGCUAUCUCACACCGGCUGCCGAGGCUUGCUAUUGGCGGCGGAUGAUUCGCAACUGGCGCGCCGUGAUGGAUUUCGAGCCGCGGCGGUACGAAACUAACGACGACGGCGUCAAGGUCAGAAGAGGCGUGAGCUGGGAACGGUUUGCCUUUAGGCAGAACAAGAGCUUCGAGCAUGGAUUCUGGGAGUCUGACAACAGCGACACCGACGGAGCCGAGUAAGGUCGCGUUUUCACUUUGCAAAAGUUAUUACAGAUAUCUAUCGCCCACGAUUCGCUAGGGCUCGCGAGGACCCAAGCGUCGGCCAUCUGACAUGGCAAGCCACCGCCGCUGAUUGGUUUGACUAUCAGUCAGAAAUACACAACAGUAAUGUAGGUAACCCGGCACUGAGGCGUAGGCCAUUAAUUUAAUAGGCCGGUGUGGACUGCCCUGUAUGUACGGUACGAAUGGUUUAGGUUUACAUAUUCUGACGA
Molecule: messenger RNA, 2017 nt
Organism: Daldinia loculata
Lineage: Eukaryota; Fungi; Ascomycota; Sordariomycetes; Xylariales; Hypoxylaceae
Product: glycosyl transferase family 90-domain-containing protein
Exons: 4
Coding region: 381-1766 (461 amino acids)
Source: RefSeq, a predicted model, not a curated record